This is a messenger RNA of Closterium sp. Naga37s-1, 2445 nucleotides long. NCBI's taxonomy places the organism in Eukaryota, Viridiplantae, Streptophyta, Zygnematophyceae, Desmidiales, Closteriaceae. The record is from the annotation of a GenBank genome assembly.
AUGGAUCCCGCACGUCAGCACGCGGGUUCUGCACCCGCUGCUCUCCCCCCAGACGUCCCCACUGCCGCUCUAAUUCCAGAGCCUUCUUCCCUUGCGUCUGCAGCAAUCGGUUCUCAACCUGUGACCUCCGGCCUUGCUCUUCCACAUGCUGUGACUGAGCUUUCCCUAACAGAAGCACGUCUGAAGUCGUCAGCUGGGCGUUUCUCCCUUCCAGGAGUCAUUUCCUCCGCUGCUAAGGCUUUGUCAUCGCCAGGACUUCAGGCUGCGGCAGAGAAUGUAUCCCCGUUACAAGCACGCUCGUCUAUGGAUGUAUCCGCACCCCAUGGUCCCCUGGAGUGUACUGCAAGGAGUAACCUGGCUCGUAGCUUAAGCAGCAGCAAUAGCAGGAGAGCGCGUGAGAGGCCUCAGCUGGAACCGCAUGAGGAGCAAAGUGGGAACCCCAGGAAGCAGCAGCGGUUGCUUCCCAGCGAGGAUGAGGUGAGGGAGGCUGCAACUGAUUGGCCAACGCUUGGGGCCACUUUGAGACGAGCUCUUGGGGUGGACGGGAGUGGGGGGAGCGACAGAGGGGAGCGGAGGGCAGGGAUAUCGCAAACAAGAGCAGCGGUAGCAGGAGCAGCUCCGGCAGGAGCAGCGGCAGCAGGAGCAGCGCCGGCACAUGGUUGGAGUUUUGGUGAAGAGCAGGGAGAAUCUGAAGAAGCAGCAGGUUUGGCAGAGGAUGAGGAAGGGAUGGUGCAGCAGGAGCAGCAGUCUGAAGCCCGAGAGGACCAGCAGGAGCAGCACCAGCAGCCGCAGCAGGAUUUUCAGCUGUUAGCUACCAGCAAAGUGCCAGGUAGUGGAAGGCUUUGGAGGCGAGGGGGGUUAAGUGCUGGUCCCAAGGCAGAACAUGAGUGCAGAUUCUGCGGCAAGGGAUUUGAUUCUCAUCGGGCGCUUGGAGGGCACAUGAAUCUCCACAGGAAAGAGCGCAAGAUAGAAGACGCAGCCUCUGCUGUCGGUGCUCCGGCUGCCAUGGGUGCAUCUGCUGCCAUGGGUGCAUCUGCUGCCAUGGGUCCAUCUGCUGCCACCGAUGCCAUGCCCACCCAGACACCCUUGCAGCCGUCCACCCACUCCAGCCCAUUCUCACCACACCAUCCGCUGCGCCCUCGUCCCUCCCCAGACCCCUUCCUCUCCACCCUCUCCCCUGAACUCCUCCAAUCUCUCGUCCUCCACUCGUGGCCCCCAGGAGCAGCAUCUGGUAACCAUAUAACACCUCGUGCGGUUACCACCGCGUCCUCCUUCGCACCUACCCAUCCUGCUUCUGUUCCGCCGUCCCUUUCACCGUUACCUGUGGUUGCAGUACCUCCAGUGACUGAUCCCUCUCAGCAGCACCAGUCCCAAAAUUCACCACAAGCACAGGCGGGCAUGGGUGGAACGUUGAGGCAACAGGGGCAGGAGCAGCAGGGGGAGAGCCGUCCAGGAGAAGCGUGUGUGGGGCCACAGCAUGAUGUCCAGGAGGUAGUGCGAGGAGUGGGAGGAGUGGGUGGGGGAGAGGGGGCGUUGCAUGGUCUCAGUGCCUUGGAUUGGCCAUCUGCAGCUUCGUAUCUCCAUGGCUUGAGUAUGCCUGCUGUGACUAUGCCUGCUGUGACUAUGCCUGCUCUGACUAUCCCUGGUGUGACUAUUCCUGCUUACGGUUCUUCAGCUGCUGGUGGCGUUACAUCUCAUGGUCCUUCAGGUGCUGCCGUUACAUCUCCUGGACUCCAUACGCACAUGGAGUCAAUUCUACCUGCCUCCAUCCCACCAUGCCAGCAGCACUCGUUCUCCUCUUUGCAGACACCUUCUAUGUUCUCCCAGCCCAACUUGGUGCAGCAGCAGCAAGCGCCAUGGACCACUGGGUUCGCCUUUGGCCAGCAGCAAGCGCCAUGGACCAUUGGGUUCGCCUUUGGCCAGCAGCAGCCGUUGGCUUCCCAGCCUGUGUUUCACCAGCAGCAGCAACUGUUGGCCUCUCAGCCUGCCUUAGACCAGCAGCAGCAGCAGACUGCUCAGCCUGUGUUUCACCACCACGAUCAGCAAAUGACUUUUCAACCGGCCAUGUGCCUGCAGCAGCAGAAGCAGCAGCAGCAACUGUUGGCCUCUCAGCCUGCCUUGCUCCAGCAGCAGCAGCCAUUGACUUCUCAGCCUGCCUUGAGCCGCCAGCAGGAGGCUGGCGCUCUGCCAGGGCGGCCAUUGCAAGGGGAGCGGGCAGGAGGGAGCAAGGAGGACAAGCUGGCACAGUUGGAACAGCUUCGCCAGUUGCUGCUCUUACAGGAGCAGCUUAUAGGGGAACAACCAGGCGGAGAGGGGCUUCAGUUGAGGCGGCAGGGGUUGGAGGGGUUGAAAGGUGCAGAGUGGUGUGGUGAUUUGAACCACCAGGUGGAGACGAAGGGGGGAGUGGCUGCAGAAAACGAGAGGCAGUGCCGCUCAGAGGAAUAG